AUGGAAUCCUCCUGCAUAGCAUUUCAUGGAAUUAAUGGCGAAAAUCUUCAAGUAGAGAGAGGCAACACCACCACCAACAACAACAACAUCUCCCCAUUCGGAAAGCGCCGCCCAUCGUCUCGCCGUACUCAUUCUUUCUCAUGUUCAUCCUCCUUCGGAUCAUCAUCAUCUUCCUUUGACGAUUCCUCACCUUUAAGUCCAAAUACUCCUCUUCGAUUCUCCGGUAUUCCUUUCUCAUGGGAACAACAUCCAGGAAUCCCAAAAAAGUAUUUGAUCAAUAAUUCUGUGUCUCCAGCUUCUUCUUCAAAAACCAUCCCAUUGCCUCCUCCCAAUCCAAUUCCUUCAAAAAGAUUCAAUCUUGAAUCAAUUUUACCAACAAGAAAGAAGAAGCAGUCCGAAGUGAAUAAUAAUUUUCAUUCAGAUCCAUUUGUUGCAGCAUUAAUGGAGUGCUCCAAAGAUCUCACAAAAGAUGGCGUUGAUGAUGAAGAUUAUUGGAAGAUGGAGGAGAAUAAUAAGGGGGCGUCAAGAACAUUAAGCAAUAGACUUGUUGGAUUCGUUGAUCUUCAUGCUUCUUGCAAGAACACAACCAGUUGUGCUGUUUCAAAUUCAACUGUGUUUAUCCCCAAAUCAUCGAACAGAGCAAGAUAUCAUCUCUUGAAUCACCACCGGAGGGGAUGA
This is a messenger RNA of Telopea speciosissima, 678 nucleotides long. Its product is annotated as TBC1 domain family member 5 homolog B-like. The transcript has a single exon. The record is from RefSeq and is a predicted model, not a curated record. The coding region runs from base 1 to 678 and encodes 225 amino acids. Lineage: Eukaryota; Viridiplantae; Streptophyta; Magnoliopsida; Proteales; Proteaceae.